Messenger RNA from Plectropomus leopardus (leopard coralgrouper), 2742 nucleotides. NCBI's taxonomy places the organism in Eukaryota, Metazoa, Chordata, Actinopteri, Perciformes, Serranidae. The record is from RefSeq and is a predicted model, not a curated record.
UUGUCACAUCCGUUGCACAGUUUUUGGAAAAGCCCUUUCAGGAAAAAAAUUACAUUUCUGCCGUAUAUUAUACACAUUUCCUGACAAUAUAAGAAGAUGGCGCAGUGGUGCCAACUCCAGAUGCUGGACUGUAAGUACCUGGAGCAGGUGGACCAGCUGUACGACGACUCGUUCCCCAUGGACAUCCGGCAGUACCUGAGCAAGUGGAUCGAGAGCAUCGACUGGGACACGGUGGCGAUCCAGGACUCUCUGGCCACCGUCCGCUUCCACGACCUCCUGGCUCAGCUGGACGACCAGCACAGCCGCUUCGCCCUGGAGAACAACUUCCUGCUGCAGCACAACAUCCGCAAGAUCAAGAGGAACCUGCAGGAUCGGUUCCAGGAAGACCCGGUCCACAUGGCCAUGAUCAUCUCCAGAAACCUGAAGGAGGAGCAGAAGAUCCUCGCCAUCGCCAAGAGCACCGAGCAGGAGGGCGAGGGGACGGUGUCGGCGAUGGUGGUGGAGAAACAGAAGCUGGACAACAAAGUGAAGGAGAUGAAAGACAGAGUCCAGGUGGCGGAUCAGAACAUCAAAAACCUCGAAGAUCUGCAGGACGAGUACGACUUCAAAGUCAACACACUGAGGAACAGAGAGAAUGAAAUGAACGGCAUGACGGCGAAGGAGCUGGAGAAAGAGAAGCUGACGGUCGGGAGGAUGGGCUUCGAACUGAAAGCCAAACGACAGGACGUGGUGGCCCAGCUGGGCGAACUCCUGAACGUCACUCAGACGCUGCUGUCGGACCUGAUCUCCGAGGAGCUGCCGGAGUGGAAGCAGCGGCAGCAGAUCGCCUGUAUCGGAGGGCCGCCCAACGCCUGCGUGGACCAGCUGCAGAACUGGUUCACAGCAGUAGCAGAGAGUCUCCAGCAGGUCCGUCAGCACCUGAAGAAGCUGCAGGAGUUGGAGCAAAAGUUCACCUACGACAGCGACCCCAUCACACAGAAAAAAGCUUACCUGGAGGCCCGAGCCCUGGAGCUCCUCAAGAACCUCCUCUCGCACUCUCUGGUUGUAGAGAGGCAGCCCUGCAUGCCCACCCACCCACAGAGACCGCUGGUGCUGAAAACAGGCGUCCAAUUCACAGUCAAACUCCGGUUCCUGGUGAAGCUGCAGGAGUUUAACUACCAGCUCAAAGUCAAAGCACUGUUUGAUAAAGACGUGACGGAGAAGAAAGGGUUUCGGAAGUUCAACAUUUUGGGGACAAACACCAAAGUUAUGAACAUGGAGGAGUCGAACGGCAGCCUGGCAGCAGAGUUCAGACAUUUGCAACUGAAAGAGCAGAAAGUUGCAGGCAACCGAACAAACGAGGGUCCUCUGAUCGUCACAGAGGAGCUCCACUCGCUCAGCUUCGAGUCCGAGCUGCAGGUCAACCAGUCGGGACUCGACAUCAAACUGGAGGCCAUGUCUCUGCCUGUGGUGGUGAUCUCUAACGUCUGUCAGCUGCCCAGCGGCUGGGCCUCCAUCCUCUGGUACAACAUGCUGACCACCGAGCCCAAAAAUCUGAAGUUCUUCAUCACCCCUCCGGCGGCGAAGUGGUCUCAGCUGUCUGAGGUCCUCAGCUGGCAGUUCUCCUCCGUCACCAAGCGAGGCCUGAACCAGGAGCAGCUCAACAUGCUGGCUGACAAACUGCUCGGAGCGAAAGCCCAGAGGAACCCGGAGGGGCAGAUCCCCUGGAUCAAAUUCUGCAAGAGUGCAAACGAGAAAGCUUUCCCCUUCUGGUUGUGGAUUGAAGGAAUCCUGGAUUUGAUUAAAAGACACCUGCUUUCCCUCUGGAACGACGGCUCCAUCAUGGGCUUCCUCAGCAAAGAGCGGGAGAAAGCUCUGCUGAGCGAUAAGUGUCCCGGUACCUUCCUGCUCCGAUUCAGUGAGAGCAGCAAAGAGGGCGCCAUCACCUUCACCUGGAUCGAACAUGACGUCCACGACAAGCCUCUCUUCCACUCCGUGGAGCCGUACACAAAGAAGGAGCUCACCGCCGUCUCUCUGCCCGACAUCAUCCGCACAUACAAGGUGAUGGCCGCCGAGAACAUCCCGGAGAACCCGCUCCGCUUCCUCUACCCCAACAUCCCCAAAGACAAGGCCUUCGGGAAAUACUACCCCAAACCCUCUGAGACUCCAGAGCCCAUGGACGUGGAGAACGGUCCGGAGAAGAGCGGCUACAUGAAGACAGAGCUCAUAUCUGUCUCUGAAGUACAUCCGUCCAGACUGCAGGACAACAUGAUGCCGAUGUCUCCUGACGACUACAAAGUUUUGUCGCAGUAUGUCAGUCCCAGAGACAUCGAUGCCGUGACCUGCAAUCUGAUUUCUGGAUUUGAAGAGUUUGACGUUCAGAUGAGUGCAGACUUCCAGGAUGAAAACUGAGUGUCUUCACUUCACGCUGUAGUUUCUCCUGUCUGUCAUGACUCUUAGACUACGUUCAGACUGCAGGCAUGAGUGGCCCAAUUCCAAUUUUUUUCGCUCGUAUGUGAAUUAUAUCUGAUUUUUUUAUAACAGUGUGAACAGCACAGAUCACAUGGAAAACGAUUUUUUCAAAUCCGACCUGGGCCUCUUUCAUAUGUGGUCCUAAAUCAGGUCCGAUGUUUUCCAAUAAUAAGUAUUUGGGAUGACGCUUCUGUCCGAGCCUAAUUAGAUUGUUUGUACCGUAACCGGUCCGUGUUUGAAAGUAUCCCAAAAGAAAUGACCAAGUGCGGCCAUAGAGAAAGUGGUAUAGUC